Messenger RNA from Kickxella alabastrina, 1134 nucleotides. Its product is annotated as mitochondrial carrier domain-containing protein. The coding region runs from base 125 to 1081 and encodes 318 amino acids. Lineage: Eukaryota; Fungi; Kickxellomycota; Kickxellomycetes; Kickxellales; Kickxellaceae. The record is from RefSeq and is a predicted model, not a curated record. Gene Ontology annotation, cellular component: mitochondrion. Gene Ontology annotation, molecular function: guanine nucleotide transmembrane transporter activity. The transcript has a single exon.
GUAAGCAAACGGAAAAAAAUCAAGAUAAGAAUUUAUUUAUUUAUUUUUUUCAUCUCUUCCCCAAAACUUUUUCUCUUUUUUUUAUUUCACCAUCACCAAGCAGUAAUAUACAAAUAAAAUAAAAAUGUCUCCUGUCGGCACCAGCGGAAAGAAACACAGCGAGUCCACGACGGCGCGUCUUCUGGGCUCUGGCACCAGCGGUAUUCUCGAGCUUUUCACGUUCCACCCCGUCGAUACCGUCGCCAAGCGGCUGAUGAGCAACACAGACAAGAUCUUCGGCAACGGCCAGUCUGUCACCCAGUCCCUGGGCAAGCUCAACCAGGUUCUCUUCCGCGAGGCCGCCAACAAGGCGACCCUAAGCAAGUACCUGUCUCUUUUCCCGGGCCUCGGUUAUGCGGCCGGCUACAAGGUUGCGCAGCGCAUGUACAAGUUCGGCGGACAGCCCGUAGUGCGCGAUCUGCUGGACAAGAACUACAACCAGACAUUCACACGGGCGUUUGGCGAGCGUAACGGAAAGGCCAUUAUGCAUGCCACGGCCGGCUCGCUGAUCGGCAUUGGCGAGGUUGCGCUGCUGCCCCUUGACGUUUUGAAGAUCAAGAUGCAGACCAACCCGGAGACGUUCCGUGGCCGCGGGCUUUUCAAAAUCGUUGCUGACGAGGGCAUGGCGCUCUACCGCGGUGCCGGGUGGACGGUUAUGCGGAACGCGCCGGGCUCGUUUGCGCUUUUCGGUGGGUCGGCGUUUGUGAAGGAGUUUGUUUUUAAGCUGGACGACUACAACAAGGCGACAUUCAUACAGAACUUCUUCUCGUCCAUUGGUGGUGCCGUGGCCUCGCUGGCUGUGUCGGCGCCCAUGGAUGUCAUCAAGACGCGCAUCCAGGCGCGCUCAUUCGAGAACCCCGAGAGCGGCAUGGUUAUUUUGCGCAAGAUGGUGCAGCAGGAGGGCUUUGGCGCGUUCUUCAAGGGACUGACGCCCAAGAUCCUUGUUGUCGGCCCUAAGCUGGUAUUUGGCUUCACCCUGGCCCAGUGGUUCAUCCCCGCCUUCGACCGCAUUCUCCGGGGCGGCAAGGCUGCCAACGAGUGAAAAAGAAAAAGCAAUGAUUUUUUAAUUAAAUUUUCUAUUCGCAAAACAAAUUC